AACAUGGCAACCCUGCGGCAGACAACACCGAAACUUCUUGUCGGCUGAUACUGAAUGCCACGCCUAUGCUUCGAUCACACACAAACAUCAUAGCGGGCUAUUACGCUGAUAGCUAAAAAUGGCUAGCAUAGCAGUCAGUAAUGUACAGUUUAGUGGUCUAUGAUGUCUCCGGGUGUUAAAUUUAUAAUCUUGAGAGAAUGUCGCGGGUAAAUGCAGACCAGGAACAUGCAGCUCUGACUGAGUGCGGAUAUGUCCACCCCACAGAGGCACUGAAUGAUGUCAGGGCUGUGACCGCAGUUUUCAGGGACCUGGACCUGUAUGUGGACUUCUACUGCUACAGCGAUGGAAACAAAAAGAAGCUGGUGAAUUUGGCCGGCACCAUUCCCAUUUGGUAUGAAGGUAAUGUGUACGACAUCCCAAUAUGCAUUUGGCUUCACGACACGCACCCUCAGAGUCCCCCCAAGUGCUCUUUGCGGCCCUCGGUCGCCAUGGUGAUCAACCCCAAGUGCAGCUGCGUGGACGCGAGGGGCCACGUUCACCUGCCGAUCCUCAGCGCCUGGCAGCCGGGACAGUCCAACCUUUCUACUGUGUUGAAGGAGAUGAGUGCAGCCUUUCAGCGGGAGACCCCCCUGUUUGCCAUGUGCCCACAGACCCCACCCCCUGCCCAGCACCCGCAGUCUCCUUUCCUACCAGGCCACCACAACCCUGCGCAGUCUCUCAACCGCUACUUCCCCAGUCCCAGCCAGCCGUACCCGCGGAGCCCCUCUGCUCAGCACGUGUUAGCCGCCAGUUCCACGGCCUCCCCCGUUUCCUCUCUGCAGGGAGCCGGCGAUAACACCCCGCCCACUGCCGCCGCCACCAAACUCAGCCACCCGGAUCCCAGCACUGAACGGAGGGUGCGGAGGUCCUACACGGAGGAGCUGCUGGAUUUGGGGAUCACUUUCGAGGCUCCGAGCAGUCGGGCCUUUCCCCCCACCAACCCCUUCGCCCAGACACCCCCAGCUACAGUCCCAGGUGUCACUUCCUCAAACACUGUGGACAUAGAAAACAUCUUCACGAACCUGCAGCUUCAGAGAAUCACUAACGAACUCAACGAACUCAACUCUAAUAACAAAGACCUCUUGCAGCGGAAAAUUGAUUUCAGCUCCACAGAGGCGGCGCAAAUGCCAAACGCGAGUGGGCUGAGCGACGGCGGCCCCCGCCCUCCGGAAGGCGCCCCCGGCCGCGUGCAGGACAGCGCGGGGGGCGGGGGCCCGGUGGACGACGGUCAGGUCGUCGUGGUGACCCAGCUUCCUUGGGGGACCCCCCCCGGCACGAUGAGGAACAAACUGACCCUUUACUUCCAGCGUCGGCGCCACGGGGGGGGCGAGGUCCUGCGCGUGCUCUACCCCGCCCCAGAACCCGACCGGGCCUGCGUCGUCUUCCGCGACCCCAGAGAUGCUGAGCGGGUCCUGUCCCAAACGGGCCAUGUCAUCACUGUGAACGAGCAGCAGUUCCCUGUGCAGGUGCAGAGGGUGGAGCGCACUCUCGCUCAGGUCCCUGUCCCGGAUGGGGUCCCGCGGGACAAGUCCCAGAUGUUCCGCAGCCUGGUCUCCAUGGAGGGGCGGAGCUUCAGCCAGGAGGAGGUGCUGGAGGCGGUGCAGUCCUGCCGGGACCUCCCCUCCGCCCUGAGGUACCUCUCCCACGAGUGCCCAAUCUGCCGGGACCAGGUGUCCUUCAGCAAGAUCAUCACCAUGACGCACUGCCCUUGCGCGUUCUGUGAGAGCUGCUUCAGGGCCUACUUCUCGUCCGUCAUCAAAGAGAAGAGCAUCGCGAGCGUGGUGUGUCCUCUGUGCAACAGGCCUGACGUGCGGGGCCCGGGGGCCAUGGGGGAGGCCAUGGACUACUUCAGCCUGCUGGACACGCAGAUCCGUCACUACCUGGACCCCGAGACGCACGAGCUCUUCCAGAGGAAGCUGAGAGACCACGCCCUGCUGGAGAUGCCCAACUUCCGCUGGUGUGCCCAUUGCUCCUUCGGCCUUCUCCAUGAAGCAGACAGACUGAGGAUGGACUGUCCCAGCUGCAAAAAGAGCACCUGCUCCAACUGCAAGAGUCCUUGGGUUCCCCAGCACGAAGGCCUCUCCUGUGAAAUGUUCCGGAAGUGGCAGACCGAGAACAACCCUGAGUACCAGAACGCACGCCUGGAGCACCUGCUCAGUAGGAAUAAGAUAGACUGUCCCAAUUGCAAGUUCCGGUUCUACCUGUCCAAGGGGGGCUGCCUGCACUUCAAAUGCACCCAGUGCCAGUACGAGUUCUGCGAAGGGUGCCGGAGGCCCUUCAAACCGGGCUCUGCCUGUGGUUUCUCCGCUGAUUGCGGGAUGAAGGGACUGCAUGCCCAUCACCCGCGGGACUGCCUCUACCACCUGAGAGACUGGAACGUGCCCAGACUGCGCCAGCUGCUCCAGCACCACAAAGUGGCGAUCCCCCUGCAGGCCGGAGGCAGCGACAAAGGUCUGUGUGGUGUGUUGGAGCAAAGGGAAACGGCUCAACGUGAGGAGCCCUGUGGAAAACCAGCUCCUGCAGAGUACAACGGCUACUGCGAGUGCCAUUACAAGGAGUGGCUGGUGGAGCUGAUAAACCAGAAGCAGCUGGACCCGGCAGCUCUGUUCGACAGAGCCGAGCUGGUGUCGGAGCUUCAGCGCUGGGGGGUUCGAGUCCCGCAGGUGCACAGAUUGGAGCCCGAGGCCAAGUACCUGCAGCGGCUCAGACGGGCCGUGAGGCAGAUCGGCCUGGUGGCAGAGCGCGCCCUGGUGGAGAAGGCCGGUAUCGCGGCCUCUGCGUCCUGUCCGACACUGGGGGACCAGUGGGCGCGGGGGCUGCCCCCGGACUCCCAGCUGCUGCUGAUGCUCAACGACUGAGCGGAACCGGGUCCAAACGCAGUGGGACCCGUCUGGACCCCCCCCUCUGAACUGGGACAUC
Messenger RNA from Anguilla anguilla (European eel), 2958 nucleotides. Its product is annotated as E3 ubiquitin-protein ligase RNF31. Gene Ontology annotation, biological process: protein linear polyubiquitination; protein transport. NCBI's taxonomy places the organism in Eukaryota, Metazoa, Chordata, Actinopteri, Anguilliformes, Anguillidae. The record is from RefSeq and is a predicted model, not a curated record. Gene Ontology annotation, cellular component: LUBAC complex. Gene Ontology annotation, molecular function: ubiquitin protein ligase activity; linear polyubiquitin binding; K48-linked polyubiquitin modification-dependent protein binding. The transcript has 22 exons. The coding region runs from base 198 to 2897 and encodes 899 amino acids.